AUGGGCGAUGAGGAAAACUUGAAUUUGCAUCUUACACUUGGUGACAAUAGGGUUCUAGAGAGAAGCCAAGUUCACGCUCGGACAGCAUCGUAUAAUAUCCUGAAAGAGCUUGUGGUUUACACUAAGGACAAGGCAACGACACUGCAAAGAACACUCGAUGACAUACGUGUAAAUCUAUACCAGCAGUUCGACUGCAACACUGCGACGUCUAAAUGGAAUCUUGCAAAGAAAUCUACACACGGCCUCACAAGAGAACUUCGCUUGCGAUAUAGAAAUAAAAUUAAAGGCAUCAUUCCUGUAACCCCGCCGCGUAAUGAAACAAUUUCGGAAACAACGGUGAAACAAAAGAGGCCAAACAGAAGAUUUUCCAAGAAGGCAAGGAACAUCAGAACAGCCAUUAACCCUGGAGUUGAAGAAGAAAGUGAACAAUUUCAUCCCAUCAACAUAUCCAACAAAAUUCUUACCGAUGAUGAGAAGAGCCUCCUGAGUAAAGGACCAUCAUUUUGCCCCACACCGAAGGACGUUAACAGACUUAAACUCGCCGAAGACUGGGAGAAUUUCGAAAGCCGCCUACGAAGUGCUGUUCUAUUUAAACAAAUUAGACCAGAAAAAGGUACGCCCAUCAAUGAGAGCCCGCAACUAUUACCGAAGUUUAAGAGUAAGUCCACAUGGAGAGCCCCAGUAUCUAAAUCACUGCCCUUGGAGAACUUUUUACAAUUGGUGAAAACAGACAUAUUUGAUCCGGCAAAUACUAAAAAAGCAUUAGACAAUUUAAACAAAGGCGAGCGUCGCGCAUUACGGGACCUUCAGCAAUUGGACAGUCAAUCUAUUAAAAUCCAAGACAAGGGAUCAAAGUUCGUCAUCUUGGAAACGGAAGAAUAUGAUAGUAAAAUGGAUAAACAAUUGAAUAACCCUCUGCACUACCACAAGUUGGAUUCAGAUUCGAGCUCCAAUCACUUUGAUGUUGUAGCAAGUUGGUGUAAUAAAUGGCUUGCCAAAGGAGAAAUUACGCAAGAUUUAGCAGGCUCGAUCGCUAAUGAAAAAGUAAAACCUGGUAAAGCGUUUGGGACUGUUGAAACGUAUAAAGAAGGAAAUCCUCUACGACUGAUCACGUCAUGCCGUGGCACAGCUAUAGAGAACCUCUCAGCCUUUAUAGACUUCUAUCUUAAACCUCUUUCCAGGCCCUCCCAUCCUUUAUUAAAGAUACCACGCACUUACUUCAAAAAAUAUCCGAAUUGAACGACACGGGUCCAUUUCUAGAUGGAACACUAUUAGUUUCCUGGGAUGUGGUCGCAAUGUUCCCGAAUAUCGACAAUGACUUGGGUCUUCUAGCUGUAACACAAGCAUUGAACUCUCGCCCAAAUCAAUUUCCAUCAACUGAAUGCAUCGUCGAAGCUGUUAAAAUUUGUCUUGCACAUAACAACUCUAGCUUUGGGAAAAAGCAUUAUCUGCAGAUUCACGGAACAGCCAUGGGUCCGAAAAAUGCGUGUAGCUACGCGGUGAAAAUAAAACCUAAUUUAUGGUGGCGUUAUCGGGACGAUAUUUUCGAUCUCUGGACACAGGGUACUGCCAAACUUCUCGAAUUUACUGAUUUCAUCAAUUCGUUAUACCCCACAAUUAAAUUUACGCUGGUUUACUCGGAAGUAUCACUAAAUGUUUUAGAUCUUACCCUCGCGUUAGUUGAUAGUAAGGACUUUAAGAUACCACGGCAACAGACUACGGACAACGCGUUUUCAUGCGCGGUCUAA
Molecule: messenger RNA, 1748 nt
Organism: Paramuricea clavata
Lineage: Eukaryota; Metazoa; Cnidaria; Anthozoa; Malacalcyonacea; Plexauridae
Source: the annotation of a GenBank genome assembly